AUGCUGGCAGCUUCACAGUUAGUGGAUCCACGAUACACUCACCUCUCUACAGAAGAUGACGUUGUCGAUGGAAUGCGAUAUCUUCGACGUUUUAUAAAGGAAACAACAGCUAAUCAACACGUCGCAAGCGGUGGAAAUGAGGUUGAGGGUGAAUUACAGACUGAUGUAGAAAGGAACGAGCUUGAAGAUGAUCUGUCGUUUCUUGAUGAACAACUUAGGAUUGAAACUCCCGACAUGAAUUUGCACAUGACUCAAGACAACGAUCUGUUCUGGAAGGAGAAUCAACAUCGAUUUCCACUAUUGUCAAGCUGCGCGAGAGCAUUGAUGUCAGUACCGCCAACAUCAGUUGCCAGCGAACGAUUCUUCAGUCAAACAACACUCUUAUUCAGCGAUAAUUUAAGGGUAAACUUGGGAAACGACCGAACGGAGCAGAUUCUACUUUUACGAUGCCAAAAGAUAUUGGAUAAAGAAAUACAAGACGAAGUCGCGGCAGAACAAGAAAUCGAAGAAUCACUUGAUGAAUGUAUUGACUAA
Messenger RNA from Bursaphelenchus okinawaensis, 534 nucleotides. The record is from the annotation of a GenBank genome assembly. NCBI's taxonomy places the organism in Eukaryota, Metazoa, Nematoda, Chromadorea, Rhabditida, Aphelenchoididae.